UUUUCGUAAAUCAAUUAUAAAAAAUUAAAUUAUUUCUAAUUAAGAAAAAUCAAAACUAAAAAAACCUAAAUUAUAGAUAAAAAAAUGGACAAUUAAAGCUAAGCAGAAUUUCUCAUUAUGAAAAACAUUCUCUACUUGGUUUAAACAAGUAAAAAAGCUGUUUAAAGUUAGAGAAAUCUGUUAAAUAAAUGGUUUUAAGACUCUAUAAAAAAUUAUAUAUUAGAGUAAAUAGCAUCACCAUUGAUUGCUAAACAUCUUAAUUGCAGCUCGUCCGCAGAGGUCAAAGUCUUCAUUCGCUAAAAUAUUGAUAAGUCUAAACCUAAAUAUAUGGGAAUAAUUGAGUAAUACUUUUUGAACAUUAACAAAUACAAUCAGGGAGUUGCUUUCAUAGAAAAAUUGAAUCAGAUUAUUUAAAACCCAUAAGAUAUUACAUAAUUAUCAAACAAAAAAUCCUAUAAUAUCAACAAAAUAGCUAGAAAGCAGUUUGCUUGCUAUCUUAUUUUGCAUCUUUUUAUGUCGGAAGAGUAGUGCGAGUUUCCUUCUUUUUAUGAGUUAUGGAAUUCAUGCUUUCCCAAUCAAAUCCAAGUUAAAAAAAAACUCUCUAAAUUUGAUAAAAAGGAAGAAACAAAAAAGUAGAAGCGCAAAUAUGUAAGAAGAUUAUCUUAAAAAGACUCUUUACCAACAUCUCAAAAUGAGUUAAAUAAUAGUCAAAAUACUCUUGAUUUGAAAUUUGAAAUUUAAAAUUAUGAGUCUUCAUCAUCAUUAUCUAAUUAAAGCUUGUUGGAUGAUAAUUACUCUGAUAAAUCACACAUAAAACUAUCUGAAAGUAAUAUGAGUCUAUUUUCUAAAAAACAAAUCAAUAAUAAAAUAUUUGAAGAAAAUACUAAAGAAGAAGAUUUAAUAAACGAUUAUUAGGGAGAUCUCGGUUCUGAAUACAUAUACUAAAAACAAGAAGACAUUGAUUAUCAAUAUUAUUCCUACUAAAAUUAUUAUUAAUAAGAAAUAAAUCAUCAAUAAUCCAUUUGUGAUACCUAAUAAAAUUAAAUACAUUACCAAGAAUAACAGUAAUUGUACUAACAAUUAUAAGAAGAAAAUUAUGAUUAUCCUCCUAUUGAAUUGUCAAACGAAUAAAUCUUUAUCAAUUGGUAAUAAAACUUCAAUGAAAAUAAUUACCAAAUUAAUAAUUGUGGCUAUUAUAAUUAAAUAACCUAAUGUUAUAUCUGA
Molecule: messenger RNA, 1224 nt
Organism: Tetrahymena thermophila SB210
Lineage: Eukaryota; Ciliophora; Oligohymenophorea; Hymenostomatida; Tetrahymenidae
Exons: 1
Source: RefSeq, a predicted model, not a curated record